This is a messenger RNA of Branchiostoma floridae (Florida lancelet), 1619 nucleotides long. Its product is annotated as paired box protein Pax-7-like. The transcript is spliced from 7 exons. Gene Ontology annotation, biological process: anatomical structure development; regulation of transcription by RNA polymerase II. NCBI's taxonomy places the organism in Eukaryota, Metazoa, Chordata, Leptocardii, Amphioxiformes, Branchiostomatidae. The coding region runs from base 139 to 1590 and encodes 483 amino acids. The record is from RefSeq and is a predicted model, not a curated record. Gene Ontology annotation, molecular function: DNA-binding transcription factor activity, RNA polymerase II-specific; RNA polymerase II cis-regulatory region sequence-specific DNA binding.
GCGAUCACAAAAGGGGUCACACUUUUAUAUAAAGUGGCCGUUCCAAACUGCGUGUGAUUACACCUUGCAAGGAAAACACAGCAAGGAACUCCUGUGAGGCCUUCUGACUUGUCGUGGACACACGUAAGGACCGCAGCCAUGAUGAUGCGACCGGGGGCCACCGCCACCUACCGCCCGCCUUUCCCGUUAGAAGGGCAGGGUCGUGUGAACCAGCUCGGGGGAGUCUUCAUCAACGGCCGCCCGCUGCCCAACCACAUUCGGCACAAGAUCGUGGAGAUGGCCGCCGCCGGGAUCCGGCCCUGCGUCAUCAGCCGCCAGCUUCGCGUGUCGCACGGCUGCGUCUCCAAGAUCCUCUGCCGCUACCAGGAGACCGGCUCCAUCAAGCCGGGCGCCAUCGGCGGCAGCAAGCCGCGCGUCGCUACACCCGAGGUGGAGAAGAAGAUCGAGGACUACAAGAGAGACAACCCCGGCAUGUUCAGCUGGGAGAUCCGGGACCGGCUGCUGAAGGACGGGAUGUGUGACCGCAGCACCGUCCCCUCCGUCUCGUCCAUCUCACGCAUUCUCCGCGGAGGGAAGGGCGACGGCCGCCGCAGCGAGGAUGGCGACAGCGAGGACGAGCGGAGGGACGGCGAGGACGGCGAGAAGAAACGGUCCCACAGCAUCGACGGCAUCCUGGGCGAGAAGGGCGGCUGUCGAGGUGAAGAUUCUGACUGUGACUCUGAGCCCGACCUGCCGCUGAAGAGGAAGCAGCGCCGCAGCCGCACCACCUUCACUCCGGAGCAGCUGGAGGAGCUGGAGAAGGCCUUCGAGCGCACUCACUACCCGGACAUCUACACACGGGAGGAGCUGGCACAGAGGACCAAGCUGACGGAGGCCAGGGUGCAGGUGUGGUUCAGUAACCGGCGCGCCCGCUGGAGGAAGCAGGCAGGUGCUCAACAGCUGGCCGGCUUCAACCACCUGCUGCCCAUGGGCUACCCUGCAGGAGCCACGGCGCAUGCGUCAGCUGCAUACGUCCCGCUCGCCGACACCAGUUAUCCCAUCACUUCACAAGUAGAAUCGACCACCUUGCACCGACCGCAGCCCCUCCCCCCGUCCACGGUGCACCAGAGCAUGGCGGCCGACUCCACGUCCUCGUACGGCACGGCGGGGAAGGCGUACCAGUUCACGGGCCUGUCCGACUCCUUCGUCGCCACCGCAGCCAACCACAACACACUCUCUGGAGGGGUAAGAAGGGUGUUGAACAUCCUGGGAAACCCCAGCACAUGCCAACAAGACUACCCUCUAGCCUCGCUCUCAACCUCCAUGGACUCCACACAAGCCACCAGUUCAGAAAGCUUCACAGCGCAUGCGUCGACCCACGACAGCUACGCCGCGCAUGCUCAGUCGUACUGCACCCCGCCUAGCUACUCGACCACCGCCCACCCCUACAGCAUGGACACCUACCAGUACGGAUCACAGUACCCCUCUCAAGGGUCCUGUACGUCCAGUUACGGCAGUACCGGGACGAGUCUGUCCAGCCUACGGCAGAAGUCGCUGGUGCACCCGCUAGGUAUGAUCCCUGUGGGCAGCGGCACGGGACAGGCGUACUGAAGCCUCAACAAUCACCGGGCUUUAAGAAG